This is a messenger RNA of Lepisosteus oculatus (spotted gar), 1056 nucleotides long. RefSeq names its product centrosomal protein 20 (gene cep20). The record is from RefSeq and is a predicted model, not a curated record. Gene Ontology annotation, cellular component: centrosome; motile cilium; ciliary basal body. NCBI's taxonomy places the organism in Eukaryota, Metazoa, Chordata, Actinopteri, Semionotiformes, Lepisosteidae. Gene Ontology annotation, biological process: microtubule anchoring; cilium assembly. Gene Ontology annotation, molecular function: protein binding.
GCGGAACCUCGGGGCAGCCAAGAAUGGAAGAACAUGAUUUGACCUUUCACCCCGGAAGUGGCGGUUUGUUACGAUGGCGACGACAACGGAGCUGAAAUUGGCUCUGAAGGAGACCCUAGAAUCGAGGGGGGUUCUGGGUCAGCUGAAAGCCCGGAUCCGAGCCGAAGUGUUCAAUGCCCUGGAUGACCAGAAUGAAGCCCGGCCUCCCCUGUCCCAUGAGAACCUGCUCAUCAACGAGCUGAUUCGCGAGUACCUGGACUUCAACAAGUACCGCUACACUGCCUCCGUGCUGACCGUGGGUAGGCGUGGGGCAGGGGAAGAGUCAGGCCAGCCGGAGUUGCCCCUCGACAGGCAGUUCCUGGCCAACGAACUGAACGUGGUGGAGGACGCCAGUGCCAGAUCUGUACCACUUCUCUACAGUUUGCUUGGCCAUUUUUUGAACAGCGGUCCAGGUGAUAAAGGGACCAGGCUGUUACUGAGAAGGGCGGCAGCGCCUCUGGCCUCCGAGAAGAACAAUUUCAGUUCUCGCGAGGGCAACAGAGCCGGUGAGCUGUGACCCUCUGAUUACUCCUCCCAGAGACAAACCAGGGACGGACAUAUAGGCCUUUCUCUUGGUGACAUUAAAGCACGGCACUGCUCUUCAGUAUUUUUCUUAAUUUGUAGUAGACCACUUUUGUGCUCGGAACUGGAUCUCUCUAUCAAAUCCCCUCACCAAUAAGAUCCCAGGAUGAAGUCCGUCUGCGCCAGCCACCACUGAAUACUUACCAGCCUCUGUACUAAUUGAGUUGCAUUUGUGUUGCUUCUACGAGAAUCUGCUAUACAGUUGUUGUAAUGUGAGAGCUGUGACAGAAUUAACUACCAGUAUCUUUGUUGAAUCCUUUUGAGAGGAACAGCUAUUUUGGGAGUUUAAAUCAGGGAGGGCAAGACAUACAUUUCCAGGAACCUCAUUUCAGUACACAAGAUAAGAUUCUUUCUAAUGGUUUUCAUGUUCUUAAUUCUGACGCCUGGUGAACUACAUGCAGUUUUAUAUUCAAUAAAGAUAUUUAUUUCAUAGUG